AUGGCCGCAGAGAAUGGCACCCAGCGCAGUAGCUUGAAAGAAUUCCUAGCAGUAUGUGCUGCUGUUAGCGAAACGGCGGGGCAAAGUCUGACUUCAGCGACAGUCAAUAGCAACGAUCAAAGGGGACCUCAGCAACAUCACUGCACCACCUUUUGUUCUUGCAGACAAAUCCACGACGGAAUUCCCUAGGUACUGGAUCGAGCAUCCGGAUCUGUUCUGUGCUCCAGCACACGAGAAGGAUCCGGCCCGACGAAUGCUCGCAGUCCUCAAGUGGUUUCUGUCAAGCCUAAAAGAUCAGCAGUAUGCAGGUCGGAAUCCAAAGGACGGUAUCAAGAAGCCCUUGAACGCUGUGCUAGGCGAGGUCUUCAUCGGAGAUUGCGGCCCGGCAGAAGAUGUGACGAAAAUGGUCGCUGAGCAAGUUAGCCAUCACCCUCCAGUCACGGCCUGUUAUCUGUGGAACGACCAGCAUGGUGUGCGCGCUGAAGGGUAUACUCGCCAAGUACGUUGAUGGGCGCUUAGAGCGAUUCGGAGUAGUCGUCGGCUCGUGCUUUGAUAAGCUAAUGCUCGUGCAUAGGAGAUCACGUUCUCGGGCACCGUGAACAUCCAACAGACUGGACACGCAACUCUGCACCUCGACGAGUUCGACGAGGACUAUCUCAUUCCCCUGCCCAACGUGAAAGUUCAAGGAAUCUUGUCUGGGUCGCCCUACCCGGAGCUAGUAGGGUCGCAUUCCAUCGUCUCUUCCUCUGGGUACAUAGCCGACGUGGACUUCAGCGGGAAGAAGCUGCUGGGAAUGUCGGGAAAGAAGAACCACCUGGAAGCCAAGAUAUUCAAGCUUACAAACAAGAAGCGCUCCGGACCCAUCUUUACCGCCGAGGGCAGCUGGUCUGAUCGCUUCGAGUUCAAAGAUAGCGCGGAGAACGUGAUAGACUCCUACGAUGUGGCUUCCGCGCAAUCUGCGGGUUUCCGGGUGGCUCCAAUCGAGGAACAGGACCCGUGGGAAUCGCGCAAGGCCUGGGGUGGUGUUAUCAGAUCAAUCCAAGCCGGAGACAUGCAGGGCGUGGCGGACAACAAGUCUAAGCUGGAGAAUGCUCAGCGUGAGCUGCGAAAGCAGGCCGAGACGAGUGAGGAGUCGUGGCGGCCUUUGUUCUUCAGGAAGGAGUCCCGCCAUGAUGCGGCGCAGAAACUGCUGAGCGAAGUGGGAGAGACGUUGGCAAUGGACCAGACCAAAGGCGUCUGGCGAUUUGACCGGGAAGCCGCAGCGACUCUCCAGAGACCGUGGAGAGGCAAACUGACGCCAUUCCGGUGA
This is a messenger RNA of Lecanosticta acicola, 1309 nucleotides long. The record is from the annotation of a GenBank genome assembly. NCBI's taxonomy places the organism in Eukaryota, Fungi, Ascomycota, Dothideomycetes, Mycosphaerellales, Mycosphaerellaceae.